Messenger RNA from Megalobrama amblycephala (Wuchang bream), 4324 nucleotides. It is a transcript of the gene best1, whose product is annotated as bestrophin 1. Lineage: Eukaryota; Metazoa; Chordata; Actinopteri; Cypriniformes; Xenocyprididae. The record is from RefSeq and is a predicted model, not a curated record. The transcript has 10 exons. Gene Ontology annotation, molecular function: chloride channel activity. The coding region runs from base 989 to 3007 and encodes 672 amino acids.
UUAUAAGCAUAUUGAGUAGUUGUGCUUGGAGUCAAUUGUUUUAUUUUUAAUGCAAUGAUACAUGUCAAACUAUGCAGACAAUUUUUAUCAGGCUGUCAUACAAAUAAAUUAAGAACACAUGCAAAAUAAGAGAGAACCAACAAAAUAUUAAUGACAUUAUGUUAUAAUCGGUUUUUGUUAUAUAUGUUUAGGCACUUAAACAAAUAAACAUUAUGACAUUAAAUGGAGAAUUCUUCAUCCUGCAGUCAGUAACAUUUAUAGCUGCUUUUAACAGAGACUGAAGAGUAAGUGUCAUAUAAUCUGAUCCACUGAAAGUCUCAGUCCUUUCCAUGUCAAACACAAUGACCGAACGCAGCAGAAAAUCAGUCUUACCGCAGUGACCUCGAGUGACUCUUCAUACACUUUCAGUUUCUCCAUUCCUGUGAAACACCCUCAGAUGAUGUUUGCAUGUUUUGAGGAUCUUCACAUUGGUUGUUUCGACCCUUAACGCAGUCCCAGCUCUUGUGGUCAGGCACGGGUUAAUGAAACACAACGGGGCCACACGCAGAGCUGCAUUUCCUCCACUAGAGGACCCUAGAGAGCACUAAACACCCCGCUGAGGGCCUCUGUGAUCAGAAAGGGCUUAUUGGAGCCUAAACUCCUCAUGGAGGAUUCAGGAGCGGUUGAUUAUUGACAUCAUAUUUACAUUACAUAACUGCAAUUAAUACAUGACGACUCUAUUGAUGGAGCUGAAUGUGUGUGUGAGUGUUUCUGCUUGUGUGAGCUGUGAAAGAUUUGCUCAGAUUAACAAACCCCCCAGUUUUCUACAAUGCCUCUUUGUUAGUGGAAAACAGAUUAGCAGGUCAAGUGACCGGAGGUGUGGGCGUCCCUGUACUCGUCUGCUCCAUCCGUCCUUCUGAACGGUUCCGGUGAAGACCGUCAAAACAUCACACGCUUGAAAGGUCAAUCAGAAGGGCUGUGAGUGUCUUCCUGUCCAGAGGGGGCAGCGAUGACGGUGACGUACUCACGGCGGGUGGCAGAUGCGCGCCUGGGCACCUUUUAUCGCCUGCUUCUGCGAUGGAAAGGAAGCAUCUAUAAGCUGUUAUAUCGAGAGCUGCUGAUCUUCACUGUGAUGUACUGCACCAUUAGUAUCACGUACAGGUGUAUACUGACUGAAGAGCAGCGCAGGAUGUUUGAGAAGCUCUCCAUGUACUGUGAUCAAUACGCUCAGCUCAUCCCUGUGUCCUUCGUACUGGGUUUCUACGUGACUCUCGUGGUGUCUCGUUGGUGGGGUCAGUUCGAGAGCGUCCCGUGGCCGGACCGCCUGUCAGCACUGGUUAGCGGACACGUCCAGGGCACAGAUGAAGGUGCCAGACUCAUCCGCAGGAGUCUCAUGCGUUACGCCAACCUGUCAGGCGUCCUGAUCUACCGCUCCGUCAGCACCGCUGUCUACAAGAGGUUCCCGACCAUGAGCCACCUGGUUCAAGCAGGUCUGAUGACGGCUGAGGAACUGAGGCAGUUAGAGGAACUGCCUUCCCCUCAUAAUAAGUUCUGGGUUCCCUGCAUGUGGUUUGUCAGUCUGGCCAUGAGAGCUCGAUCUGAAGGACGCAUCAAUAACGACGUCGCAAUGACCGCCAUCCUCAACGAGUUGAACACACUGCGUUCUCAGUGUAUGAGGCUAUACGGCUAUGACUGGAUCAGCCUGCCUCUCGUGUACACACAGGUGGUAACCGUGGCUGUGUACAGUUUCUUUUUGGCUUGUCUGAUUGGUCGACAGUUCCUCGACCCCGCCCAGGGUUACCCGGGUCACAACCUCGACUUCUACCUGCCCGUCUUCACCUUACUGCAGUUCUUCUUCUAUGUGGGCUGGCUCAAGGUGGCAGAGCAACUUAUUAAUCCUUUUGGGGAGGAUGAUGAUGACUUUGAGACGAACUGGCUGGUGGACCGUAAUUUACAGGUGUCUCUACUGUCAGUGGAUGAGAUGUAUGAUCUGGUUCCUCUGAUUGAGAGAGAUAAAUACUGGGAUGAAUCUGAACCACAGCCGCCGUACACAGCUGCCAGCGCAGAACACCGCAAACCCUCAUUUAUGGGAUCUGCUUUGGACAUCAGCGUUCCCAAAGAGGAAAUGGAAUUCCAGCACAAUCUGGAGCAGAUUAAGGAACACGAGGAGGCCAAUCACUCCAGUCCAUUUCUGGGCAGCUUGAGUCGUCUUCUGGGCGUCCAAUCGACCAAUUUCCCUCGCUCGACUCCCACGUCCCGAGUCUCCCUCCUGCGGCGGCGUCCCCGCGCCCCCUUCUCUCGCUUCCCCCUUUAUCUCCACCCUGAGAAUGUUCCGAUGCCCAGCCAUGCCCGGAACGCCGACAUGGCCGAGGACGCCUUCUCAUCCAUGCCUUUAUACGAAAGACCUGGAUUCUACAGUUGCCCUCAAACACCCAUCCACUGCAUCCCUCCACUCGUUCCCCGCUCAAGACCGCGACGAGCGCACGGCGACAGCUCCAGCUCCCUAGCGCAACCAAUGAUGGGCUCGCAAGUCCUGGCUCCGCCUGAAACGCCCGCACCUCCUUCCUCUGCCUUUCCUUGGGUGGGAGAAGACAGCGAACAUUCGGGACCAGCUUUCUCCUUUCCGGAUUCUCUGCCCGAACUGUGCCCGUUAACAAAAUCACGCCUGAUUCAAGGGUUGCCAUCACGCCGUCCCCUGCCUUUGCGACUCUCUUUAGACCCGUCUCCAUCUCCAUCUACGCCAGAGAGGGUGUUCUCUUUCACCCCUCAAUCUUGGCCGCAAGCUCCGAUCAACUCCACCAGCUCAGGGAGCGUGAAUGCGGCCACCACAACAAACAGCAACGGUGCGGUAAACAACCCCUGGCCAAUCAACAGAAGCACCACUGCAAGCACAGCCAAUCCUGUCAACCCUAGCCCCACGGCGACUCAGCAGACAGCCAAUCAGCACAACUCUCCCAACGACUCUGGAAUCUCAUUGACUGAGGGGGAUCUGUUGGGUGCUGCAGUGAAAACGAGGGAACAGCUUUGAGUUAGGUGGAAAAUACCAGCUUAGCCCUGGAUGAAUUUGCUCUAUCAGGCUGGUUUAGAGUUGGUUUUAAAGACUUGUUUUUGGCUACAUUUAAGACAUUUUAAGAAACCUAUAAACAUGAUCAAAAACGCAACAUAUAUUGCCGCUAAAUUCACAUUCUGGACUGGAGAAAGUGCAUGAUGAAUCAUAACAUGCAUAACAUGCAUUUCUGACAUGAUUUCCACAUAUUUUUUAUUAUACUGCUUGUACAUGGGCAGAAACAAAUCAUAUAGAUCAGUAAAACCACUUGAUCUUCUCCAUCUUGUUUAUAUUCAUAUUAUAUUAUCCUAAAUACUUCUAUUAUAUAAUAGGCAGAAAACAGUAAGUAAAAAACAGUAGUAUUUCCAAAGUCACGGUAUUCAUAAAACAGUAGGCGAAAAGUACCUGAUGUGACUUACUAUUUCUGAAGUGCACUUGCAUACUAUCCCAUGAGGCAUGGAAGAGGAUUUGUGAAUGGCAGUGAAGUGAUGCAACUGAAGCUGUUAAGUCACAUUACAAUGACAACAUGAUGAAUGUAGUACAUCCAGAUUACAAUCUUCUAAAAUUCGUGAUGCACUUUUUUAGUGGUAAGUAAUUAUUCAUUUAUUCAAAUAAGUACCUACUCUCAAUUUCGGACACAGCCUGUAUCUUAUGAGAAAUAGGUCAUGUGAGCUGCACUGUCACUAUCAUUGGUAGUCACCACUGCUCAUUUGCAUAAACUGUUGCAGAAUGCAUGCUUUUUUAAUAAUGAAAACCAAAUUAUAUUAAAGAAAACAUCCUGAUUUGAUGCACAAACAGCCACUGAUGCAGAACACACCUCUAAAACACAAUGCAUCAUGGGAUUGCAACAGAAUUAAAGUGACUUGUACCAACCUGUGCUCUUUGUAAUUCUCAGAAUGAGGUGAAAAAGGGGUAAAAUCAUACCUUGUUCACUUCUGGCUUGAUUUUACUGCAGAUUAUUCAUAGUUAGCAUGCAGUUGUUUAACAUGUUUGGCAUUAAUCAAAAUGCACUUCUUUACCUGUAUAUAUCAAGCUUUGAUACUGGCUAUUUACUGAACGGAAAACUAGCAUAUAGUUUUGUUUUGUGUAGUGCAAUGCAUUCUGGUCUAGAUUAUUUUUUUGCUGGCUCACUUUCACUUAUCCAGGAAAAGCCUUGUGAAUUAUGCAUGUAUUCUUAAAUAGUUUAUAUAGCUUACAUAAACUAUAGGAAUUUCCAUGAUUUUUCUAAGUCUAUAUGAUUAAUAAAUCACUUAUUACAUGUUAUUUUAAGUAUCAUUAAUAUACUAUUAUAGUUUUUAU